UUCGGAGCACUCAUUGCCGUAGUUAUCCGGCCUUCGGACCCACGGCCUCCGAAUCCACGGAUUCUAGGGACCUAGAGUCAGCCUGACACUUGAAGGCUGCCGCUCAUGCUGGGGACUCCAUACCUGGCAUGCUCCAGGUCCUACUUUAUCAUCAUCAUCGGAUGUUCCCUAUCCCCUUCCGUUCCUCUCGCUGGCUGGGUGAAGUGUGGGCUGGCACUGAGAUUGAUUGGUCGUGUUCCCCGGAUCGUACGCCUUGUUCCCCGGAUCGUACGCCUUGUUCCCCGGAUCGUACGCCUUGUUCCCCGGAUCGUACGCCUUGUUCCCCGGAUCGUAUGCAUCAUCUACAGUAUCUUUCAAGCUAUCGGCGUUCGAGUGUUUACCUUUCCUGGGAAGUCUUUCCUCGAUCCAGGACGUAUCCCGCAUUCAACGACAAAGAUACACUCCGUUCGCUCGAAUGGAACGGGUAUGCGAAGCUAGUUUGAGGGCACGAUCGGCGAGGAGGAGCACCUGAUUGGCGAGGAGAAACAUCUGGCGAGUGGAGACAAUGGGCUGGAAUAGCAGAGAUGGAAUAGGUCGGGAUUUGCAACGAUUGAGACCUCUACCAAUCGGGAUGGAAACUGAGAACAUGUCACAUGUGACUGGAUUUCGUUUUUGUUUACUCAUUGAUUGCAUGCGACCUAAGUACCUAGCUAGAUCAUGGCAAUAUAAUAUCAACACACUCUCCG
This is a messenger RNA of Tricharina praecox, 725 nucleotides long. RefSeq lists its product as uncharacterized. The transcript has a single exon. The record is from RefSeq and is a predicted model, not a curated record. The coding region runs from base 106 to 477 and encodes 123 amino acids. Lineage: Eukaryota; Fungi; Ascomycota; Pezizomycetes; Pezizales; Pyronemataceae.